This is a messenger RNA of Theobroma umbraticum, 1982 nucleotides long. It is a transcript of the gene HD1, whose product is annotated as histone deacetylase 1. Gene Ontology annotation, molecular function: histone deacetylase activity. Gene Ontology annotation, biological process: epigenetic regulation of gene expression. The record is from RefSeq and is a predicted model, not a curated record. NCBI's taxonomy places the organism in Eukaryota, Viridiplantae, Streptophyta, Magnoliopsida, Malvales, Malvaceae. Gene Ontology annotation, cellular component: nucleus.
UUCUAGUGUGAUAAUAAAAGACGGAACCACUUUCUAAAUUUAAAACGCUGCUGCCUUUGUCAAAUCUCCUUGAGACUAAGAGACGAGACAAUUUGAUUCGUUUAUUAAAAGCCUGCUCCGCUCUGUUUUCUUUUAUUAAAACAUUCAGCAAUUGCGAACUUGAUUUUGAGGCAAAGAAGGAAAAAGCCUACUCCGCUCUCUUUUACGGGAAAACGAGGAAACUGAGAUCUUAAGCUUAUUAUUUAAUGGACACGGGAGGGAAUUCAUUACCUUCAGGGGCUGAUGGGGUGAAGAGGAAGGUAUGCUAUUUCUAUGACCCGGAGGUGGGGAAUUACUAUUAUGGGCAAGGUCACCCUAUGAAGCCUCACCGAAUUCGAAUGACCCAUGCCCUUCUAGCACACUAUGGGUUGCUUCAGCACAUGCAGGUUCACAAGCCCUUCCCUGCCAGAGAUAGGGAUCUUUGCCGCUUCCACGCUGAUGACUACGUGAACUUCCUCCGCAGCAUAACCCCUGAAACGCAACAGGAUCAGCUCAGGCAGCUCAAGCGCUUCAAUGUUGGUGAAGAUUGUCCUGUCUUUGAUGGCCUUUACUCCUUCUGUCAAACAUAUGCCGGUGGAUCUGUUGGUGGUGCUGUCAAAUUAAAUCAUGGUCUCUGCGACAUUGCCAUUAAUUGGGCUGGUGGGCUGCAUCAUGCAAAGAAGUGUGAGGCUUCGGGGUUUUGCUAUGUCAAUGAUAUUGUCCUUGCAAUAUUGGAACUACUUAAGCUGCAUCAGCGUGUUCUAUAUGUUGAUAUUGAUAUCCACCAUGGAGAUGGUGUGGAGGAGGCAUUUUAUACAACUGACAGGGUCAUGACUGUUUCAUUCCAUAAAUUUGGAGAUUAUUUUCCGGGUACAGGGGAUAUACGUGAUAUUGGAUAUUCAAAAGGGAAAUAUUAUUCCCUUAAUGUUCCUUUGGAUGAUGGUAUUGAUGAUGAGAGUUACCAUUACUUGUUUAAGCCAAUUAUUGGUAAAGUUAUGGAAGUUUUUAAGCCUGGUGCUGUGGUCCUUCAAUGUGGUGCUGACUCCCUAUCUGGAGAUAGGUUGGGAUGUUUUAAUCUUUCAAUCAAGGGUCACGCAGAGUGUGUUAAAUUUAUGAGAUCAUUCAACGUUCCGUUGUUGCUACUAGGUGGUGGUGGUUAUACCAUUCGGAAUGUUGCUCGCUGUUGGUGCUAUGAGACAGGGGUUGCACUUGGAAUGGAAGUUGAUGACAAGAUGCCUCAACAUGAGUAUUAUGAAUAUUUUGGUCCAGACUAUACUCUUCAUGUUGCCCCUAGUAACAUGGAAAACAAGAAUUCACGGACAUUACUUGAAGAUACACGUAAUCAGCUACUUGACAAUCUCUCAAAGCUUCAGCACGCACCAAGUGUCCCAUUUCAAGAAAGACCACCUGACAUUGAGCUUCCUGAGGCCGAUGAAGAUCAGGAUGAUGGAGAUGAGAGAUGGGACCCAGAUUCAGACAUGGAGGUUGAUGAGGAGCGUAAACCGAUCCCAAGCAGAGUAAAGAGAGAAGCAGUCGAACCCGAGACAAAAGAUCCGGAGGCUCAAAAAGGAACUGCUGAGCAAGCUAGAGGCUUUGACGCUGCAACAGAUGAGACUGUAAGUACAAAGGCUGUAGAUGUCAGUCCUAUGCCUAUUGAUGAACCAACUAUGAAAGUUGAGCAAGAAACAUUGAACAAAGCAGCUGAUCCGAUGUACCCAAAGUCCUAAGCAAAAAUCUCUAAAAUAGAUACUGGAUGUUUAUCUCUGAAUUCAGAUCUAAAAUUGUGCAUUAGCAUUUUGUCAAACAUUAUAGGCCCCUAUGUUUAUUGAGUUUAAGUUUGUACAAGUCAUGAAAACCUGAACGGAUUUUGCUUUACAUUGUAGCUUCUUCAAGUUUGAACUUGAAGCUCAAAACAGUGUAAGAUUAUUAGUAGCAGUUUAUAUAGCCAAGAAAUUUUUCUAGCA